Molecule: messenger RNA, 1399 nt
Organism: Dipodomys spectabilis (banner-tailed kangaroo rat)
Lineage: Eukaryota; Metazoa; Chordata; Mammalia; Rodentia; Heteromyidae
Gene: Ccdc32
Product: coiled-coil domain containing 32
Exons: 4
Coding region: 83-616 (177 amino acids)
Biological process (GO): cilium organization
Source: RefSeq, a predicted model, not a curated record
GUUUCUUCCUGGCUGCCCCCUCCGGACCUGAGCCGAGCGUUGCGGUGCUGCGUGCGGGGCAGGCCGUUGCGCUAGAUUCCAGAUGAAAAUGUUUGAGAAUGUAGACUCUCAUGCAGCCUCAAGAUCUAGCCGGGAUCUCUGGGCUGAGAUCUGUUCCUGUCUGCCAGAUCCUACACAGGACGAUGUGGCCAGCAAUGCCUUCUCUGACUCCUUUGUGGAUUCCUGUUCUAUAGGGGAAGGAGGCAGGGAGACCGCCCAGCCAGCUACAAAGCCCUGGGCUCCCCUGCAGGACUCAGAAGUGUAUUUAGCAUCUCUAGAGAAGAAACUGAGGAAAAUCAAAGGUUUGAAUGAAGAAGUGACUUCCAAAGACAUGCUUCGAACCUUGGCCCAAGCCAAAAAGGAGUGCUGGGAUCGAUUCCUCCAGGAGAAGCUGGCGUCAGAGUUCUUCGUGGAUGGCCUGGAUUCUGAUGAGAGCACCUUGGAACAUUUCAAGAGGUGGCUGCAGCCAGAUAAAGUGGCCAUCAGCACGGAGGAGGUGCAGUAUCUGAUCCCUCCCGAGUCCCAGGUGGAGAAGCCAGCGGCCGGCGAAGACAAGCCACCAGCAGCGGAACAGUAAACGACACAGCCCGGCCAGCGCAGCUGUCUGGGGUCCAGAAGGAAAGGAGGAGAGUUGGUGGCAGCGGCAGCAGCAAGGAGAAAUCCCGGGAGGGAAAGAGCUCAAACUUCCACCCCACAAAGCUGCCCAUUCCCUAAGGACUUGCUCAGAGCCCGCCAGCACAGCUGUCUCGGAUGGCUGCACGGACUGACUGACCCAGUGUCUGCCGGGUCCAGAUCCUGUUCUCUGUUUAGUGCCACAGCCCUCCGGCCUGAGCACAAGGGGUAGACGGGCGCCAGGGAUCUGAUGGAGAACAGAGUUGAUGGUGCCUGGAGACACAGAGGACUGUAUCUACUUUCAAUGAGCCAGACUCUUUCCUUGCCUCUUGUGGGCGUUCAUGCCCGGGUCCCAGGCAUUUCCUUGUUAAAUUGUCCAUCGUGAGUGGGGCCAAGGGAAGUGAAAUGAGCCUCCCGGAGCCCCAGCCUGCGCACAGCCUCUCUGAUGGAUGCAUAGUGAGUAGAGGGCUGUGGGAAGGUAGGGUUUCCCCUUGGUCUGGUUUGUUCCCUGCGGAGAAAAUGGGUGAAAGAAGGGUGAAAAUGUAGGUGUUUGAAUCUCUGCAGAUAUUUUUGAUUUCAUGCAUGGCUUCUCCCCCACCCAGCCUUCCCCCCUGGAUCACAUUAGACUGGUAAACAUGGUUCCGGGCUUGAUGCUCCCAACAGCACCAUAUGGUUCCGUCCCCCAGCUUUCCUGGCUGAAGCUGCACUUUCUUCUUGCAUUCUUGUUCAAAUAAACAUUUAAACUAUG